Molecule: messenger RNA, 2501 nt
Organism: Mucor mucedo
Lineage: Eukaryota; Fungi; Mucoromycota; Mucoromycetes; Mucorales; Mucoraceae
Exons: 2
Coding region: 125-2428 (767 amino acids)
Biological process (GO): small GTPase-mediated signal transduction; cytoskeleton organization
Cellular component (GO): cytoplasm; cell division site; division septum
Molecular function (GO): GTPase activator activity
Source: RefSeq, a predicted model, not a curated record
AAAUUUUUUACUGCUAAAAAGUAAAAAAUAAAAAUAAAAAAGGCGUUCUCCCCCACCUAAAAAAAAAAAAAAUUAAACCCGAGGCAUAAUCCCUUCUUUCUUUUCUCCAACUUGUUUAUAAACAAUGACUGACCAUUUCAGUAAUUCUUUCUGGAGCCCUUCCAAUGAUCCGAUUCCCAACUAUAGUCAUGGCCUACACGUGCUCCAUGACAGACUUUCUAAAUCCGUUCUCGAGAAUGAAACGAUAGCACACUAUUUACAAGCACGUAUCAACACGGAAAACCAAUGUGCACAACUCCUCGCGGGUAAUACAACACUAGACCCGCUGAUAAUAAUGAAUACUAGCCUAAACAGUGCGUUUGAGAUGGUACGUUCAGAGUCCUCCGAGUCCUCUCACUGUCACCAUAUCCGUGCUGGUCUACUCGCUCAAGAUGUGCUAGAACCCCUUCAAAACUUCACUCGCUCCUUUCAAGCUCAACUAAAUCAAUCCAGAGCCUCCCUCGAUAACGCCAUCUCUGAAUUUCAACAUACCGCCCAAUCUGCUUUACUCACACGCUCCGUUUAUUGGUCCAGGUGCCGUGCCCUGGAACUCGUCUGUCCCGAUUACAGACCUCCCGUACCCGCAGGCUUUGAAGAACAAGAGGAGGAAGAUGAUGAUUUUGUAGGCGCAAGAAAACGUUCCAGUUCCGUUACCUCUGAGCUCAAUGUCGAUACCGGUGGAGUGCGAUUAGGUCAAUGUACCGUCUUGACCUACAGAGAAGUAGCAAGAUCCAUGUCUCGUAUGCAAAAAAUGAUUGAAAGUACCGCCAAUCAUCAACAAUCAAGGAAAUUCCUGGGGAAACAUAUCUUUGAAUGGGUACGUGAUUACAUGACUUCGCCACCUACCAGUAUACAACUCAAUCAGCUAGAUCUCACCUUGGAUUCAGAAACUCUCGAGAUCUGUCAACAUUUAGUCGCUCUUAAAUUUCUAAGAUCCGUCCCCAAGGAAACCGCCGGGUUCGCCUUUGAUCGUGACUACGAGAUACAACAGAAUGUCGUGGAAAGGUAUAAACGAAAGACACGAAUUAGACAUACAGAAGAAGUUCCUCAUGAGCAGGACAAUACAGAACAUACCCUAUUGGAAGUACCUUCUUCUUCAAAUAAUGGUCCUGUAGGUGUUCUGGGAAACAUCUUGGGUCGUAUGAAGAUGGAUUCUACUACAAAGGCUCAUGUCGAAAUGAAGGAAGCAGAUACCGUCUAUCAAAAUAAGAUCAAGGCAGUGGAUCGUAUGCGAAGAUCUCUAGAGGAGACUUUAGUAGCUCAUUUUAAUGAUAUGGAAGCAUUAGAAAAAGAACGUAUCGAAAAAAUCAAGCAUGCGUUUAUAACGAUGGCAAGCGCUUUAUCAAAUACAUUACCCAUGUUCAAGGAAACCUAUAAUCGAAUCACAUUAUUUCAAGAGACGCUAAAAGCAGAACAAGAUAUCCAUUACAUUGUUGAACAGUAUAGUACAGGUCCAUUUUGUCCUAAACCCAUGAUUUAUGAAAACUACUAUCACGGUUCGGCUACCAAUCAAAUCUUUGGUGUACCUUUAGAAGAAGUGGCACAAAUCUACGGCUCAUACGUGCCUCCUAUCGUCCAUAAAGGGAUUCAGCUUAUUGAUGCAGGUCUCAUAACAGACAAAGGUGAUGAAAGUAUCUGGUUAGAUAUCAUGCCAGUCAAGGAGAUCAAUCUCAUUUGUGAAAAAUUGGAUGGACUUGUAGGCAGUCAAUUAAAGACGGCCCUGGAAGGAUAUGAUAUGCAUGUUUUAGCAAACUUGAUCCGUGUCUAUCUAUUGGAAUUACCAGAGUGUUUAUUAACAUUUGAUCUAUAUGAUCCUGUCAAACUCUUGUAUGCACAGCAAGAUACGGCUGGACGUCUUGUGUCUCUCAGUAAACUAUUAGCCACACUCCCAUCUGCAAACUAUCAUACAUUGAAGGCACUUUCUCAUCACUUGUUUAAAAUCUUGAAACAACAGAAAGAUGAAAAGCUGCUAAACGGAUUGAUCUCCACAUUUUCCUACAUUUUACUACGACCGCGCACGUCUUUACCCAUCCAUAGCCAUGACCGACAUCCCAAAAGAUUGGUACGUGACUUACUGACACAAUAUCCCGUGAUUUUCACCAAGGAUGGAAACCGAGCCCAAAAAUCCGGUGCAUCGCGUAGUUCUAUUGUAGCAGAUACUUUGAUUUUACCACCACGGCAACCCAUCUUAUUUGAUGAUCCAGAUACCAGCCAACCAAGUACGCCACGCGCCUCAGAGGAUGGGCAACUCUCGAAAGAACUCAGUCUACUCAUGCUAACCGAGGAUGUCUUUACCGACCCAAUCAAAAAGCCAACGCCUAAUCGAUCCAGAGCUUCCACGCGUGGCACCAUGGAUAACGUGGUAUUGGAUUCGUUUUUUGAUGAUUAAAAGUAUUUCUUUCUGAUGACGUAGUUUAGUUUUUUGAAAAAAAAAAAAAAAAAAAUAGCUGUAUUUUUUAUUU